This is a messenger RNA of Sycon ciliatum, 533 nucleotides long. Its product is annotated as large ribosomal subunit protein eL28-like. Gene Ontology annotation, molecular function: structural constituent of ribosome. The transcript is spliced from 5 exons. Lineage: Eukaryota; Metazoa; Porifera; Calcarea; Leucosolenida; Sycettidae. Gene Ontology annotation, cellular component: cytosolic large ribosomal subunit; ribosome. The coding region runs from base 14 to 496 and encodes 160 amino acids. The record is from RefSeq and is a predicted model, not a curated record. Gene Ontology annotation, biological process: translation.
GACACUGUUGCGCAUGCGCACUACAAUUUCGCAUGGUUCUCUUCGUUCUUUCUCUCCUUCUUGUCUGUUGCAAGGCCUAAACAUGUCGGCGGAUCUGCAAUGGCUCAUCGUUCGGAAGACGAACUGCUUCCAGAUGAGGCGCGAUGGACGCAACUUCACCACUGAGCCAUACAAUCUGUCUGGCCGUGCUGUGUUCCGUGAUUGUGGUAUGAUCAAUGGACGCACCGUAACUGUCGAGAACAACCCCAAGAAGAAGGGAAUUCUUGUGGGUAUUUCUCGCCGUUCAGCCGUGAACAGGCCUGCCAAGCGCUUUGCAAUGACCCGCCUCAGCAAGGGCAGCCGUCGUGUUGUCAAGGGUCUGCGUAAGAACUUGGUCAACACCCAAUACCGUCCCGACCAGGCCGAUAUUGCAGUUCGCCGUGCUUGCGCACUUAUCCGUGCUUCAAAGAACAAGCCUACCAAGGCACCCAAGCGCCGUCAUCACAAGAAGAACUGAGCAGACAAAUAAAAUCAUGAACAUGUAGGCCAAAUCA